Molecule: messenger RNA, 342 nt
Organism: Botrytis byssoidea
Lineage: Eukaryota; Fungi; Ascomycota; Leotiomycetes; Helotiales; Sclerotiniaceae
Exons: 1
Coding region: 1-342 (113 amino acids)
Source: RefSeq, a predicted model, not a curated record
AUGGGAAACGGCAAAACUUCGCAGUGGUCUCUUCCGAGCUGCCAGACUUCAGGCACGUUGACUCUAGGCGACCAGAUCCUCCAGGUCGACGAGGAACGCUCAAUGACCUGGUAUGACCGUCAGUACGGAUUUGGCGGAGUUGACAGCGAAUUUACCUGGUUUGGGGUUCAUUUCCCAAGUUCAGAAGUCAAGGCUAGCAUUUGGCUCUCCGAUAAUGAGGACCCAGUACAGCAUUUAAGAUUUGCAACUGUUCGCAUAGAAUACGGUUUGGAAAUAAUCAGAUUCGACGUAACAACCAAGCCGGAAAAUACGUGGACUUCUCCGAACUCCAAUUACACCUAG